AUGAAUUUGAAAAUUGGUUAAUAUUUGAAUUAAAGAGUAAAAAGGUCUGUAGACUGUGGUAGAAGCCGAAGGAAGAGAGCAAAUUUGGAGGGAAAAUGGAGUUGCUGAAACUCUCCAGACUCAAGCUCCAACUUCGUGCCCUAAUCUCCGAGGUCAAAGAUCUUCGAGAAAGAGAAAAAUCUGCUACAGAACAACUCCACCUUUCAACCCAGAAGCAGAAGCAAUCAGAAGAAGAAUUUGGGAGGAAAUUGAAGGAAUUGGAAUCUGAAUUGUCUUCAUCAGCUGAAGUACGUCAGAAAUUAGAAAGGAAGGUAAGUUAUCUCCAGAAUGAUAAUGCUUUACUUGAGAGCAAGCAAAAGGAGCUGAAUUGCACUAUACAAAGCCUUCUUCAAUCAAGGGAGCAAUUCGUUAAUGCUUAUCAGGAAUCAACUUAUGAUAUGAAACGCUCAAUUGAAGAAAGAGAUCGGAAGCUCAAGUUUCUCUCAGAGAAGUUGAAGUCACACUUGUUACUGUUUGAUGCUAUUGAAAAGGAGGCAUCAUCUGUAAAGCAAGUUGUUGAUGGUGUGCGGCAUGUUGUCAAUGAAAAAGAGGAAGUCGUAAACAGCUUAAAAAGAAAGUUAGACAGACUUCCUGAGGCCGAGAAGGUUCUUAUGGGAAAAAUAAAUGAAAUGGAAAAUAGGCUUGGGAAGUACAAUGAUGAGCUCCAGAGAAAAGAGAAGAUUAUUUCUGAGCUAGAAGCACAUAUUGAAGCACAAAGAAUUAGUAACAAAAAUCAAACACAAGUGGAAACUAUAUCCUUCUGAUCUAUGCAUUUUUAGAGCAACUUAAGUGAUUUCUUAAAUUCCUAUAUGUGAGCAAUCUCCAAAAUGUUAUGCUUUGACUACUGUCACCUUCAGAAAACUCUAUCAAAGAAGGAAGCUAUUAUACAAAAUUUAAUAUCAGAGAAGCAGGCUUUGGAUUCCGAACUAAAGAGUUUAGGUGUUGUCUUAGAGAAGAUCCAGCAUGCUUUCAGAGAUAUGAAUGAGGACAAAGAAGCAUUUCUCUCAAUAAUCGAAAGCAAGGAAAAAUUUUGUACGAUUCCCAUAGAGGAAAUGAGAAGGUCAAGCUCUGGAUUUCAUUGUCGUUCAUGAUCAGCAUCUGGAGAUUAUAUGACAUUUAUAGGCUUUCCUAAAUCCUACUAGAGUACGGGAAUACAGUCCAUACAUAUGUCAAAUUAGCAAUUUGGGGGUGGGGGGAAGGGCCGAAGGGGCUUCAAACUAAGGAAGUUGAAUUUUUGGCUUAAGAAUUUGUGGAUGUCCUUCCUUCCCUUUUUUAUUUCUUUUUGGACAAUAUGUGAUUAUUCUUAGUGAUCUACUGAUUCAUAUUUUUCAUAUUGAGCCUUCAGGACUGAAGAUUCUAAGGUUGGCACGAGGAAGGAUGCUGAAUCACUGCUUACUUCCGGAGGCUUUGCCGGUUGCACAGCAUCUUCACAACAUGAUCUGUGUGAUACAUACCCUUCCACAGAAAUUCAAGAAGCGAAUGUCCAGGAGUUCCAUGCAGAAGAGGCA
This is a messenger RNA of Chenopodium quinoa (quinoa), 1547 nucleotides long. Its product is annotated as probable DNA double-strand break repair Rad50 ATPase. The transcript is spliced from 11 exons. Lineage: Eukaryota; Viridiplantae; Streptophyta; Magnoliopsida; Caryophyllales; Amaranthaceae. The coding region runs from base 96 to 803 and encodes 235 amino acids. The record is from RefSeq and is a predicted model, not a curated record.